UCAUACACUGUACUUUGUUUGUUUGUUUGGUGACAGAACCUAAACAUUAAGGCACUAUUAGAGUUUUCAGACACAAGCCCUGGAAUAAUACUAUAGCAAGUCAUGGCCAGAAAUCGGCUUUUCGUGGUAUGCGUGCCCCUGGUUGUGUUGUGGUUGGUCUUCAUCUCUGUGUGCGUCCUACACCCUCUGAUCGACGAAUCAAAAUUGUCUCAGAUAGUGACCAGGUAUUCUUCAUACACUGACAUACUUUCCAACAGCCGUCGAACUCUUGUAGACAGUCAGUCCAGGAUUUCCAUAGCUGUGGACCCUAAAGUGAAGGACAAAUCGACGAUUGCUAUCUAUCGGGAUGAGGUGUCGUGGAAGCCUCACAACAAGGUGUGCUCGUCCAAGGAAACGUUCAGGAAGGCGACUCUGAAGAGCGCUUUGGGAAAUAUUCCUGUGAACAUUAACGAAAGCCCUGAUGGGAUUUCUGACAGAAUCGUCAAGGACGGCUUUUUCGAGCGGGAGUUAGAAAAGCCACUGUACAAGUGUUUAGACGAGGACAAGGAUCUGGUCUUCUUAGACAUCGGUGCAAAUGUUGGAGUCUUCAGCCUGUCCGUUGCUAAGAAAGGUCACAAGGUCAUAGCGGUUGAAGUGUUGCCAGGCAACGCGGCUCGUUUGUGUAGAAGUAUCAAAGAAGCCGGAUUCGAGGACAGAGUUACUUUGAUACACAACGGACUGUCUGACAAACGGACUUUGAUGGAAAUCGUUCAUUACAAAGGCGUUGAAGGCGGAGUGUACAUCCGAGAAUCUCUGAACGCCACAAAGAACACGAUGUACUCCAUCUUUUUGGAUGACCUACUGGAGGUGUUGGACUUAAAACGCGUCGUCAUGAAGAUCGACGUAGAGAGACACGAGGCCAAGAUUCUGGAAAAGGCUGACGAAUUCUUCAAGAAAGUAGACGUCACAUGCGUUAUGAUGGAAUGGGAACGCCAUCCCAGAAACCCGGAUGCAUAUCAAAUGAUGGUCUUCAUGGCCAGACAUCAUAUGCUGGGAUUUGACCCCCAGGACUUCAGCAAGUCGCUAGAUGCUUUCACCUUCGCCAAAUGGCCCCGAAACGUCAUGUGGCGUAAGGUUCGCGACUAUGGACCGUGGACAAACUAGAUAUGAAAUUAAUAGUGUGUUUGUGAGUGGGCGUACUGGAAUAUAUAUCUUUUCUAUUUUCUCAAUUGACCGAGAACCAUUUUUUUUUUUUAAUUUGGAUAAAUAGUUUACCACACUACUUUCCGUAUACUAUAAAAUCUGCACAUAGCACAGAUUCCUGUAAAUGUAAAUAUGCCAACCUCAGUGACGUAAUGAGAUCAUCUGCCUGAAGCGAUGCCACACGAUACGGAUGUCUCGUACGAUAAUAGUGCCGAUAGUAACCAGGCAACAUUACGAUUUCACUUGUUGCUAUGCAAUCAGCUAUUCUCGUGCUAGGCAUUCGUAUUGUUUGGCGUCGCCUUUAGGAAUGCUUGAAUGAAUGAAUGUUUAACGACACCCUUGCACGAUAAAUACAUCGGCUAUUUGGUGUUCAUUUUUAGGAUGCGUUGCCUCUUUUGUGGCAAUUAAUAAGCUGACUGCAAUGAAUUUGAUUUCAAACAUAUUAAAAGAAGACCUAUUUUUAAAAUUAUUUAUAAGAGCUAUGUUUUUCAUGUUUGUUAUAGCCAUGUACUACUCUAGUAUAUGGUGAUGUAUCAUAAUUAUGUUUCGACAUUUUAUAAGACCGUGAUAACCAUUAUUUUGAUCAAUUGUUGGUAUAUGGUCUGUUAUCAUGUACAUAAUAAAUAUGUUAAUACAG
Molecule: messenger RNA, 1819 nt
Organism: Gigantopelta aegis
Lineage: Eukaryota; Metazoa; Mollusca; Gastropoda; Neomphalida; Peltospiridae
Exons: 4
Coding region: 103-1143 (346 amino acids)
Source: RefSeq, a predicted model, not a curated record